Molecule: messenger RNA, 4410 nt
Organism: Girardinichthys multiradiatus
Lineage: Eukaryota; Metazoa; Chordata; Actinopteri; Cyprinodontiformes; Goodeidae
Gene: slc7a5
Product: solute carrier family 7 member 5
Exons: 10
Coding region: 657-2216 (519 amino acids)
Biological process (GO): neutral amino acid transport; amino acid transmembrane transport
Cellular component (GO): membrane
Molecular function (GO): L-amino acid transmembrane transporter activity; neutral L-amino acid transmembrane transporter activity
Source: RefSeq, a predicted model, not a curated record
CAAAGUCAAUGCAAGCUACUGUCCACUGUCUCUACAUGCUCAUCCAGGAGGAGUGAAUGCUGCAAGUAACUGACUCGAUGUAAACCGGUUUCCUUAGAAGGAACAACUUUUUAAUCAAUUUGAAUAGUAAACUGAAACUGACAGUUGGAAUGUAUGUACUUGACUUGGAAUCUUUAUGGUUUAAUUAAAUCGACUUUGUAAAGUGCCUUGGGACGACAUGUGAUGGGAAUUGGUGCUAUAUGAAAAUGAACUAAAACUUAACAAAUAUAAUAACUUUUAGAGAACAUGUUUUAUCAUUGACAGACAACUGUAGUCCCUAAAACUGGUCCAUAUGGAUGCUAAGGAGAGGAGUACUGCCGCUAGAGGGCGGAAGUGGACAAACGCCGCCCGUUUUCUACCAUGAGCUCAAGUCAGGGGCAGUCCCUGAUGGAGGAGGGCCGUCAUGUCUGUUUCCCCAUCUCUUUGUAGGCUGAGUCAGAAAACCACGCCGCUCUAAAUACCACCUUCAGAUACACCGUGGACUCCUUGUGGCUGAGCCCGGCCCGAGCAUCAGUCAGAGCCCGUCCCGAACCGCGGCGGACAGAGAGAGGACAGGUGGCAGCUCGGGAGGUUUCGCGGAAGAAGAAGGCGGAGGAAACAACUGAGGCAGCGCAGAGAUGUCAACGGUAAAAAAGAGAAACUCCAACUCCUCCGGAGGCCGAGAGGAAGACAAGCAGGUGACCGAGAGGAUGCUGUCCGCCGAUUCCAGUCCAGCCGGGACACCGGGAAGCGAGACCAAGAGCCCCAGCACCCUCUUGCCGGCAGAAGGAGCGGAGGAAGGGGUCGCCCUGAAGAGAACCAUCACCCUGGUGAACGGGGUGGCCAUCAUAGUAGGCACCAUCAUCGGCUCAGGCAUUUUCGUUACGCCGACCGGUGUGAUUCGGGAGGCGGGCUCGGUGGGUCUGUCUCUGGUCGUGUGGGCGGUUUGCGGGGUCUUCUCCACUGUGGGAGCGCUCUGCUACGCGGAGCUGGGGACCACCAUCACGAAGUCCGGGGGGGACUAUGCGUACAUCCUGGAGGUGUACGGCUCCCUGCUGGCUUUCCUCAAGCUCUGGAUCGAGCUGCUCAUCAUCCGGCCCUCCUCUCAGUACAUCGUCGCCUACGUGUUCGCCACGUACCUCCUGAAGCCCCUGUUCCCUGUGUGUCCGGUACCGGAAGACGGAGCCAAGCUGGUGGCCUGCCUCUGCAUCCUAUUACUGACCUUUGUGAACUGCUACAGCGUGAAGGCGACUACCAGAGUGCAGGACUGCUUCGCCGCCGCCAAGCUCCUGGCACUCGCCCUCAUCAUCAUUAUUGGAUUCAUUAAGAUCGGCCAAGGUGGUACAGAUGAACUUCUUCCUGAAAACUCCUUCAAGGGAUCCAAUUAUGAGUUCGGUAACAUCGGCCUGGCGCUCUACAGCGGCCUGUUUGCCUAUGGUGGCUGGAACUACUUGAACUUUGUUACAGAGGAAAUGAUUGAGCCUUACAAAAACCUUCCUCGAGCCAUCAUCAUCUCUCUGCCCAUCGUCACAACUGUGUAUGUUCUCACCAACCUGGCCUAUUUCACCACGCUCUCCCCUGAACAGAUGCUGAGCUCAGAGGCUGUUGCUGUGGACUUUGGUAACCACCACCUGGGCCCCAUGGCGUGGAUCAUCCCCGUGUUUGUGGGUCUGUCGUGCUUCGGAUCAGUUAAUGGCUCUCUUUUCACCUCAUCCAGGUUAUUCUUUGUGGGGUCCCGGGAGGGUCACCUGCCCAGCCUGCUGUCCAUGAUCCAUCCCACGCUGCUGACGCCGCUGCCCUCACUUAUAUUCACAUGUUUGAUGACGCUGCUCUAUGCCUUCUCCAACGACAUCUUCUCCGUCAUCAACUUCUUCAGCUUCUUCAACUGGCUCUGCAUUGCCAUGGCGAUCGUUGGAAUGAUGUGGCUCCGUUAUAAGAAGCCCGAGCUGGAGCGGCCGAUUAAAGUCAACAUCCUGCUGCCGGUGACCUUCGUGCUCGCCUGCCUCUUCCUCAUCAUCGUGUCUUUCUGGAAGACCCCAGUAGAAUGCGCCAUUGGCUUCGGCAUCAUCGCCACCGGGCUGCCCGUCUACUUCAUCGGCGUUUGGUGGCAGAACAAACCCAAGUGGAUGACGCAUGGCAUCUUCAUGACCACCAUCUGGUGUCAGAAGGUGAUGGAGGUCGUGCCUCAGGAGUCCUAAACGCCCAUCGGCCUUCUUCACUUCUACAGAAAGCGCCAACAGUGACCUUUGGGCUCUGACAUCAGAAUAGAUGAAGUUUGACCUCUGCUGACGUCUCUUACCCCAUUCUGUCUCACAUUAACACACACAUUCACACACACAUGUUGUUCAGACUGCUGAUCAGGACAAAAUCUUCAACGUUCUCUCGUUUGUACAUGACUGAGCUGAUCUGGACGUUGUUUUUACGUGUUUUUAGUCGCUACUGUUUUUGCUCUGCUGUGCAUUGAUUCAAGUUUCAUUAAUUUUGUAUGUUUUUUAGUAGUUUAGUUAUUUAAAUGUUUUCAGAUUUUAGUCUUCGGAAGCUGAAGCGAUGCAGGACUCGGAUGUUUGUGAGGACUUGGUCCAUCAACUAUUUCAGAUCCUUGUUUCAUAUUUGGUGUUGAAUGUCUGUCAGUCGCCAUGAUGCUAACAACCUCUCACUGACUCACUGUGGUGGAUUUUAGGCCUAACAGAGGCUGUUUGGUCUUCUGUGUUGUAUUACAUGUGAGCUUUCAUGCAGGUCAAUUUAAUGAGCCAGCUUGUUAAUCGUUUCGUGGGUUAUUUUUUUCAUAUGAAGCAAUCAUGUUUUCUGUUCAAACGCACGUUUCUCUGAGCAAACCUGCAGUCUCCUUGGGUUUCUCUCCCAACGGAACACUGAGGUCAGAUUGGGGUCGCUUUUUUUGGGUCUGGUUACAUUUUCACUGCGGUGAUCAAUACAUUUAACUUACUGAGCCUGGCUCUCAGUUACACCUCCACACCACUGAGAGGCAGCGUUUCAGACCGUAAAACUUCAACACAGUGUUAGGCUGGAGCAAAGAGCCAGAGCCAGAUCUUAUGUGUGUGACGUGGGGGGGUGAGUUUCUAUGAGUUUUGUUCUGUUUUUGUUGUUUUUUUAUGUAAAAUGAAGGCCUUUGCACAUCACAUCUGUAUAUUAUCUCGGGUUUAUUUCUUAAUUUUACAUUCUGUUUAAACUGAGCACAAAAACUCUUUGCGUGGCUGAUUUGUUCUUACUUGAUUUACUUAUGCUAGGCAAUAAAUCUUAUGCUGUUGGUAAACCUAUUUAUUUCCCGUUAAUUGGUGCCACAUUUGUACGGAAAAUGCAUUUCUGGGUUGAGCAGCAGCAUUGCCUAAAACUUGCCAAAUCCUCUCUGCCAAACAGCUAAGUCUACUGUUGACUCUGGAUUGGCUGUCUUUCUAUAAAUGCCUCUGGAGGAAUGCGAUGUUGUCCCACAGUAAUGUGUGACCAAGCUAGUGACCAGCAUGAGGAAGAGGUGCCAGGCUGUUGUGGUUCUGUACAGCUCUCCUGAGCACCACUGAGGCCAGAUUUGUUUCAGAUGUGUUUUCCUUACAAAUGUGUACCAUUUAAGGAAGAAUGAACAGGCUUUCUGACCGUGUGAGAUUUAUUGCCACAAAGCAUCAUUGAAACUAAGAAAUAAUGCACCAAACAAACACUUCCUGACUUUUUGCUCUCAGUUUAUAUUUGAAUAUUCAGAUCCAAAUCUAAAUUCAAGCUGAUUCACUGUGUUUCUCAGCACAAUGCACUUUAUAACAAAGGAUAGUAGCAAAGAAUGAAGGGUUGGUUUGAUCACGUAAAUUGACAUAAAUCUGGAAGAAAGGUGAAGCAAGUCUGUGUCUCCUUUUUUAUCUCUGUUUUUCUGCUGUUUUCCAGCUGAUUGAAUGAACCCAGUAUCACUUUACUAUAAGUGUUAUAUGCAUUUCAGUUACAUUUAACAAAUACAGCGUAGGUGUGCAAAGGCCUUUAAAGGAGUGGCAAGUGGAUGAAACGUCAAAGAGGAUUUUUAUAAUUUCAAACUGAUUAGUUGAAGGAGCCCUGUUUCGGAUCAUAGAAUCAGCUAUUAGUUUUUAUUUUUGGUUUUCUCUUUAUUUCAUACACGGUGACAGUUACUUUCAUAGCUGUAAUAUUAUUAUUAACUACGGGCGCCUCCUGACCAAACGUGUCACCGUAGAUGAAACAGGAGGCGUUAAGUCUUAGUAGUAGAAAACCUUCCUAACACUCCAGCCAUCGGAAAACACAAAGAAAUGAUGGCAGACUAACCUCAGUUAGACUGUAGAAACAUUUAUUUAUUUUUAGAUUCCUUUUAUUGUUAUUAUCCCCUUUAAUUGUUUACAGGGCAUUUUAUGAAAAGUGCUUUAUAAUAAAUUCCGUUUUUUCCAA